GUUAGUUGUUUCCGGUCGGAGCUGUUUUUGUGACGGACACGUGCUGUUGUUCUGCAACAAGCUAACGCUUGUAUCCAAGUUUAUAUAUGUUGAAAGCAGAGUUAAAGUACACGAGGUGACAUGACGACCUCGCUCGACCAGUCGGCUCCGCUCGUCUUGGACUUGGAGCCAGGAUUGGGGAGGUCUGCAGCCAUGCUGGGACUGUCCGCUGGACUGGGCGGAGCCGAGAUGGAGCUGCAGAAAAGGCUGAUAGACGAGAGGAUCACGUCUGAGAACCACAAGAAGAACUACCAGACCCUAAAGGCCCACCACAGCAGCCUGCAGGAGGAGUGGUCGCGGGCGCAGAGGGAGCUGAAGCGUCUGCAGGAGGAGCAGCAGACGCAGCAGCAGCUGCUGGAGGAGCUGCGAGGACAGCUGCUGGACAAAUCCAGAGAGGUGGAGGAGCUGCGGCUGCAGCAGGUGAUGACCCCCCAUCGUCUGGAGCUGCUCAGAGCCCAGGUGCAGCAGGAGAUGGAGGCUCCAGUCAGAGAGCGCUUCAACCAGCUGGAGGAGGCGGAGCGUCAGUCUCUGCGUCAGCAGCUGGAGCGUCUGGAGGGAGAGCUCCGUCUGAGCCACGAGCAGGACGCUGAGCUCAGCAGGAGGCUGCACAAAGCUGAGAGAGAGACCACCAGGCUGACCGCUGAGAUUGAGAGCCUGAAACACGCUCAUCAGCUGGAGCUGGCCCAGCUCAGACUGGACUGUUCUCGCUCCACAGGGGAGCUGGAGCGACACAGAGACUCUCUGCAGGGACAGCUGGACGCUCUGCAGGCACAGCUGGAAGUUCUGACAGCAGCUGCUGAGCAGCACCAAGAGCUGCUGCUGGAGAAGGACAGGGAGGUGGUCCGGAGGGUCCGCUCCACUCGGGAGGAGGAGCUCCGCAAGACGGUGACCCUGCAUGAAGAGAAAGGAAACAGCUGACAGAAAGCAAAGAGAGGAAACUGAAGGACAAGAUCCAGCUGCUGGAGGCCAGAACCGUGGAUCUGGAGCUGGAAGCUGCUCAGAA
Messenger RNA from Austrofundulus limnaeus, 1042 nucleotides. It is a transcript of the gene cep83, whose product is annotated as centrosomal protein 83. Gene Ontology annotation, biological process: establishment of centrosome localization; cilium assembly. The record is from RefSeq and is a predicted model, not a curated record. Gene Ontology annotation, cellular component: Golgi apparatus; ciliary transition fiber; centriole. NCBI's taxonomy places the organism in Eukaryota, Metazoa, Chordata, Actinopteri, Cyprinodontiformes, Rivulidae.